GUCACUAAUAUCUGUCGAUCUUCCGUCAUUUGGGAAAGGCUUGGUCGCUGUUGAAUUUUAUAAAAAAAAUAUACGAAUUCCUCAAAUACCUGUCGAAUUUGUGUUUCUGUUUUAUUCUACCUAAUAAUAUAAGUCUUUGAGUGUGUAAAAUAGACGCGUAAAAAUGUCUUCAGCAUCAGCAGCGGAAGAAAUUGAUGAGGCGAAAGAACGGGAGCAUUUUCGCGCCGUUGUCACCGCUUUCAAAUAUUAUAAACUAUGCAGUUUAGACAGGAUACACAAAUCAGAGAAGAUUAUAUCAAUACUACCACAGAGCCAUCAGCGUCGCUUAGAAAAAUACAAGACGUAUUUGGCGAAAUUCAAGAAAUGUUUAGAUACGAACAAUAAUGUGGUGCAUUUAAUUAUAAAGGACGUUGAUACGAUGUUUGAAAAUGUGGAUCAUUCGGUCACUGAUACUUCGGGAACGAAUGGCGUCGAAAGCUUUGGGUGCAAUUAUAAUAAUUGUGAGAUUGCCUCGCAGAAACAGCAUAAAAUGCAACAUGAUGUUGAAAAGGUACAAUCAGUUUUAAAAAACAUAGUCCGCGAUUGGAGCGACAUGGGCGCGGAGGAGAGGAAGCAAUGCUACAAGCCCAUACUCGACGAGAUGGAGGAACGGUUCUCAUUGGACGAAUAUAGUGAUAGAUCUCAAAUCCGCGUGCUAGUCCCGGGCGCGGGGCUCGGCCGGCUCGCGUGGGAAGUAGCGGCGCGCGGCUACAGCUGCCAAGGCAACGAGUUCUCGCUCUUUAUGCUGUUCGCGAGCAACUUUAUACUCAACAGAUGCACUGAGAUUAACAAAUACACAGUGCAUCCGUGGGUGCAUCAGUACGUGAACAACAUAACGUGCGAACACCAGCUCAUAGCGGCUCGCUUCCCCGACGUCUGUCCGUCGGGGAACCGGCCCAACCAUAACUUCUCUAUGACCGCCGGCGACUUUCUUAAGGUAAGUGUUUUUUAUGGUAGUUGUUCUAUGACCAUCGUUGGUUUCUUCAUAGACUGCGCGCCCAACGUGAUCGAGUUCAUCGAGCGGAUAUACACGAUACUGCAGCCCGGCGGGUACUGGAUCAAUCUGGGACCUCUAUUGUACCACUACAGUGACAUGCCGACAGAGAACAGUAUCGAGCCGCCGUACGACAUACUGCUGGAGAUUAUAAGAGAUAUAGGAUUCGAUAUAUUGAAAGAACAGACCGGCGUGAAAACGAAAUACGCCCAAAACCCGAACUCGAUGAUGCAGCACGAGUACGACUCGGUGUUCUUCGUGUGUCGCAAGCCGUACUGUAUGUAGCCGCUACUAGUAUUACCGUUUUUAUCCAGUCGAUUAUGAAUAUAGUGUUUUAAAGGACAUUAUACUAAUACUUCGCUUCAAGCUUCCUUGUGCGAACUGCUAGGGAGUGGAACUCCUUGCCGGAGUCUGUGUUUCCUGAUGGGUAUAACCUGGGUGUCUUCAAAGCCCGAGUGAAUAGGUUGCUUAUGGACAGACGUGCUCCACCGUAGGCCGCAUCAUCACUUACCAUCAGGCGAGAUAGCGGCCAAACGUCGGCCCAUUUAAUAUAUAAAAAAAAAACUUUGACCUGAAUUUUAAGCCUUUGUCUGCCAUCAGAAAACGUGGAAGUGAAGUGUAGUCAAGAUAUUGUAGGCAAGUCCUCCGCUAACUCCGGUCACCGGUGACCUAUGUGGCAGUUAACGUAUUAAUAAUAUUUGCUUAUGUAAAAUUUUCGAGGAUCGCUCGACUAGUUUCGUGUUACACCGGAGUUCGUAAUUAUGAGUUUCAUCGGUAAGCUGGUCGAUAAAUACUGAAAACAUUAAAAAAAGUAGUAGAUUUUCAUUCAUUUAUUUUACUUUUAAUUAUGUCUCGAAGAAAUUUCGUCAAAAUCCGUUCAGUAAUUUCAGCGUGAUUGACGGACAAACAUCGAAACAUGCAAACAAACAAACUGUCACAUUUAUAUAUUUAGUAUAAUGUCCUAUAAGUCACUUGGUCUAUAAACAUAACAUGUAAUAGAAGUCUAAAGUCACCAUUUAAGAAGUCUUUAGUCAUUUAAAUGCUUGUUUUAUACUAAAUAUGAUCACUUAUGAUUAAUAAAUUAUGUUUGUGUAAGCAAAUAUUACUAUAAUAUGAUCUGGAGGCACGGCAGUGACCCCGCCAAGU
Molecule: messenger RNA, 2179 nt
Organism: Spodoptera frugiperda (fall armyworm)
Lineage: Eukaryota; Metazoa; Arthropoda; Insecta; Lepidoptera; Noctuidae
Product: carnosine N-methyltransferase
Exons: 8
Coding region: 164-1318 (384 amino acids)
Molecular function (GO): S-adenosylmethionine-dependent methyltransferase activity
Source: RefSeq, a predicted model, not a curated record